Equus quagga is the source of this 1608-nucleotide messenger RNA. RefSeq names its product cystathionine beta-synthase-like. Lineage: Eukaryota; Metazoa; Chordata; Mammalia; Perissodactyla; Equidae. The transcript has 3 exons. Bases 305 to 763 code for a protein of 152 amino acids. The record is from RefSeq and is a predicted model, not a curated record.
CCUGGACAGAACCUUCCAUGCUCUGAGCCAUCCAGCCGCAGGCCUGUGUGCCCUGGCUGACCACGUGCCCCAUCGACCCACGGGUCCCAGCUGGGGUCUCUCUGGAGUCUGGCUCCCAGGCCUCUCCCUGGAGCCCCAGCCAGCCGCUUGGGGUCUCUGCUGGACCUGCGGGGUCCGGGGAGGAGUGCUGGGCUUCCCCUGAGAACCGUGUGCCCUCAGCCUGGGCAGAGGCAGUGGUCAGACCCUCUGUCCGGGCCCUGGUGGCCCCGGCACCUGCAGGUCCAAGUUCCUGAGCGACAAGUGGAUGCUGCAGAAGGGCUUCCUGAAUGAGGAGGACGUCCUGACGAAGAAGCCAUGGUGGUGGCACCUCAGAGUCCAGGAGCUGAGCCUGCCAAUUCCGCUGACAGUGCUGCCCACGGUCACCUGUGAGCACACCAUGGAGAUCCUCCGCGAGAAGGGCUUCGACCAGGCACCCGUGGUCGAUGAAUCGGGGGUGAUCCUGGGGAUGGUGACUCUUGGGAACAUGCUGUCGUCCCUGCUCGCUGGGAAGAUUCGGCCAUCGGACGAGGUCCGCAAAAUCAUCUAUAAGCAGUUCCAACAGGUACGGGCUCCGUUCCACUCGAGCCGUGGGCGCCUGAGAUCCGGCUCUGUCCUCGAAGGCACGGCGCAGCACUUCCCAUGCGAGGGGGCCGUGUCCCCAGCCUUCAGCACCAUGUGGGGUGUCAGCAGGCUGAUGCUGGCUACACCUCCAUCAAACCCAUAAAUCUGAGGACUCGCCCCUACUUUGCAAAUGGAGCCGCUCAGGUGGGGAGGGGCUCUCAUGGGGGGCUCACCAGCGUCCACUGUGUUUCUGCAAUCCCUGGGGGUCAUUAGCAAACCCAGCCCGGGGACCAUCCUCUCAGCCAUGUGGGGCAUCAGCCAGCGUGAUUGUUUCCAUAACGCUUGGCCCUAAUUUUUCCAGGGCAUGCGUUCAUUUAAGAAUACCUGGCGUGCCUAAUUAUUUAGUAAGAACGAGAAUGUUCCGGAAAUACGGGUGUCACCCCUUGCUGUGUCAGGGCUGGUCAGACCACCUGGUCAUCCUGAGACAACGGUGGCCACCCUCUGAUGGGCCUGAGCAGAACCACCUGGACGCUGAUCUUGGUGUCCCUGAGGGUGGGGGAGUCAGGACACUCUCCCAGUGGCACCUGACAUUUCAUAACCAUAUUCCCCUCCCACCUGCCAGUGAGCAGCAUUGGCAGCUUGUUGGCUGUUUGGGGUGUUUUAGGUCUUAUUUUGGCUUUGUGUGUGUGUGUGUGUGUGUGAGGAAGACUGUCACUGAACUAACAUCUGUGCCAUCUUCCGCUCUUUUGUAUGUGGGGUGCCACCACAGCAUGGCUGAUGAGCAGUGUGCAGGUCUGUGCCCGGGAUCUGAACCUGUGAACCCCGGGCCGCUCAAGCAGAGUGUGUGAACUAAGCACUUGGCCACUGGGCCAGGCCCUUGUUGGCUGUUUCAUAUCAGGAAGGCUAAGGAGUUGAGCCCAAAUCUGGGAAGGAAUUUGGUUUUCCUCAUUCCCCGUCACACCCACAGCUGACAUGUCACCAGAAUCCAUGUAUUUCUCACCAUCUCCA